This is a messenger RNA of Salvelinus namaycush (lake trout), 1332 nucleotides long. RefSeq names its product isthmin-2-like. Lineage: Eukaryota; Metazoa; Chordata; Actinopteri; Salmoniformes; Salmonidae. The transcript is spliced from 5 exons. The coding region runs from base 1 to 1332 and encodes 443 amino acids. The record is from RefSeq and is a predicted model, not a curated record.
AUGGCAGGACACGGCAGAUUGAAACACAGGGCCAGCCUGCCCACCAUCCCAGGGGCUCGUGCUCAGCCGCCCAUCAGUGGGGUCCAUCAUGGACCGGAGGCCCUGGAGCAGCAGAACCAGGUCCAGAGCCUCCUUCCCCCUGUCACUGAGCACCGCCACAAGAGGAGGUGGUCCCACUCGCAGCACCGCUCCGUAGGGGUUCUGCCCCAGCCUGAGCCUAAGGAGGAGAUCAAGCCCUUCGUUCUGGACCUGAAGAACUUCCCUGAGCUGGCCAACGCAGACAUCAGCUCGCAGAACCCCAACAUCCAGGUGACCAUUGAGGUGGUGGACGACCCUAACAUGGACUUAGAGAUGGAUCUGAUAAAGGACUGGAUCCCCCCGUCCCCCCCGUCCUCUGUAGGCUGGCUGGGGGGUAAGAAGCUGUUCUGGCCUCUGUUCUGGGGAUACACAGACGCUGACUCCAGCGAGGAUGGGACGGGCCGCUCAGGGCCGGAGGAGACUGGAGAGGAAGAGGAAGUCGAGGAAGAUUACCUGUUGGAGUAUGGUAGCGAAGAGCCUCUCCCUAGCGAAGUGGGAGAUGACUGGGACAGUCGCUGGAACGAGGAGAAGGAGGAGACGGAGGAGUGGAGCGCCUGGUCCCCGUGCUCUGUCACCUGUGGUCAUGGAGAGAGGAAAAGGACACGGUCCUGUGGUUACUCCUGCACCCUGACAGAGGCCUCCAAAUGUGACAUGGAGCCUUGUCCCGACCAUGUCAACACUGUGGCUGAGCCUUUCCCCUUCCAGAUGGAGAACGGCACUGAACCUUUUGGCACAGACGUGGACACCUGUGAGAAGUGGCUGAACUGUAAGAGCAACUUCCUCCAGAGAUACCUCAACCAGGUCCUGUCAGAACUACCCAGCUGCCCCUGCAAUUACCCCUCGGCCACUGCCUACACCGUGGUCAGCGUCUUCGACGAGGGACACGACCGGACGUUCCGUUGGCGUGACGCCAGUGGCCCUAAAGAACGCCUGGACAUCUACAAACCCUCGGCGAGGACUUGCAUCCGCUCGGCCCUCUCCGGCGACGUCGCCACGCUCGCCGCCCAGCACUGUUGCUACGACAACCGUGGCCGUCUGAUCACACGGGGGAAGGGUGCGGGAACGCCCAACCUGAUCAGCACGGAGUUCUCACCGGAGCUCCACUUCAAGGUGGACGUGCUGCCCUGGAUCCUGUGUAAAGGUGACUGGAGCCACUUCCACGCGCUGCGACCGCCCAACAACGGCCUGGUCUGCCCGGAGAACCCCCACCAGGACGUGUUCAUGAACGAGCUGGAGGAGGCCCGGGAGUACUGA